GCAUUGCAGCCCUACUCUCUCUUCCCUCUCUCACCACCUCCCAUUUAUAUAUAUAUCUUCCCUUCUCUUGCAUUUGCCUCCCAGCAGUUUAUUCGACUUUUCCCACAUUUCUAACACAAACACAUCCUCUUUUUUGCCCCCUCGUCACUUCUCUUCUCUCUUGAUUUGGACACGAAGAAGAAAAGGAAGAAGAUCAUGGGCAGAUCUCCUUGUUGUGAGAAAGAACACACCAACAAAGGUGCGUGGACUAAAGAAGAAGAUGAACGUCUCAUUAAUUAUAUCAAAUCUCAUGGUGAAGGUUGUUGGAGGUCUCUCCCUAAGGCAGCUGGUUUGCUUAGAUGUGGCAAAAGUUGUAGACUGAGGUGGAUAAACUACCUGAGGCCUGAUCUCAAGAGAGGAAACUUCAGUGACGAAGAAGAUGAACUCAUCAUCAACCUUCACAGCUUACUUGGAAACAAGUGGUCUCUCAUUGCUGCUAGGCUGCCAGGAAGAACGGACAAUGAGAUAAAGAAUUAUUGGAAUACUCAUAUCAAGAGAAAGCUCUUUAGCCGUGGAAUUGAUCCUCAAACUCACCGUCCACUCAAUUCCUCCACCACCUCCUCCACCACGUCCACCACCACAAACAGCACCAACAAUAAAAAUAGCAACAUGGGUACCAAAAGGAUUACUAACUUUAAACUUGAAGAACAAAACUAUUCAUUUGUUCAAGCCCAGCCAGAGUUUAUGAUGAGCAACAUAGUCAAGAAGGCUAGCGAUUCAAGUAUUAUCAAGGUAGGUGGCAGCAGUGACUCUGCUGAAGAUUCCAAUAGUAGCAGUGGCGUGACAGCAGAAUUAGAAGUGUAUCCAAAUCAUAAACUCAAUCUUGAGCUCUCUAUUGGUCUUCCAUGUCAAUCUCAACUUUCUUCUGUCAAUGAUCUUAAUGAUUCAAAGCAAGCAAACCAACAGCAUCAAGAACAAGUUGUCACAUAUCAGUUGUUUGGGACCUCUGCUACUCCUACCUCCAGUGCCCCUGCUGUUGUUCAUAGAACAGCAUGUUUGUGUUCUUACAAUCGAGGGUUCAAGAACAGUCAAGCAUGUAGUUGUUGUAAUGCCGUGGAAAAAUUUGUAACAGCUGAUAGUCUUUAUAGAUUUUACAGACCUUUGGAUGCUUGAUGAUGACCGGGGAUCAGUUUGAUAAGGCUAGUUCACAUGUAUGUAAACCAUGGAGGGUUUAAGAAAAAUUAACCCCAACAGUUUUAGAAAAAUGUUCCAUGCUGAGUUUUGGCUUUAGUUUUCGCUCUUAUUAAUUUCUUUGUAGUUUUAAUAGGAACUUAAUUUCUCGGAUAAUUAAUGA
Messenger RNA from Populus euphratica (Euphrates poplar), 1333 nucleotides. Its product is annotated as transcription repressor MYB6-like. The coding region runs from base 196 to 1152 and encodes 318 amino acids. The transcript has 3 exons. The record is from RefSeq and is a predicted model, not a curated record. Lineage: Eukaryota; Viridiplantae; Streptophyta; Magnoliopsida; Malpighiales; Salicaceae.